This is a messenger RNA of Pyrenophora tritici-repentis Pt-1C-BFP, 1350 nucleotides long. RefSeq names its product LSM1, Small nuclear ribonucleoprotein (snRNP) protein. Gene Ontology annotation, cellular component: P granule; U12-type spliceosomal complex; U1 snRNP. The record is from RefSeq and is a predicted model, not a curated record. Gene Ontology annotation, biological process: spliceosomal snRNP assembly; mRNA splicing, via spliceosome. Lineage: Eukaryota; Fungi; Ascomycota; Dothideomycetes; Pleosporales; Pleosporaceae. Gene Ontology annotation, molecular function: RNA binding.
GUGAACAACCACGCGCGACCCAAGCUCCCACGCGACCAAGAUAAGCAAAGCCAGUCCGAGCAGUCACCGGAAGACUUCGCAAUAAACCUCCAAAGCUCCCGAACAGCUUUCUACCGCCAACAUGCCUCAAGCACAGCCGGAACUCAAGAAGUACCUCGAGAAGCGCGUUCUCGUCCAGCUCAAUGGCAGUCGCAAGGUCAUGGGUAUCCUCCGAGGAUACGAUGUCUACCUGAACAUUGUCCUCGACGAUGCGCUUGAGGAGGUAGCCGGCGGUGAAAAGGUGCGCAUCGGCAUGGUAGUUAUCCGUGGAAACGCCGUGGUCAUGCUCGAAGCGCUUGACCGUAUCAACCAAGAUGUACCCAAGAUCGGACGAUAAAGAAGCCGUAUGCGAUCCCGACGAUUACCAAAAUACCAGCGGUAUUAUCGAAUAGGCGCAUAAGACGAGGCAGACUGGCUGAUUAUGGAUAUUACAAGGCGCAUUGGCGUUUGAGGCGCGAUCAUUCACGGGACCACAUUGUACCCAAAUACCAGCUUGGACGCACUUCGUGGGACAUUGGCGGGCUUGUAUUGCAGAAUAAGUCUCCCGAAAAAACGCAAAAGCUUGGGCUACUGCUGCCACCAACAUCAGAGAAUCUACAGUCCACCGUUACGGCUCCCAAAACUAUUCAUGGACUGGUCGCAGUACACUUGAAGUUUGAUUGCUGACGAUUCUCAUAUCAAUGAUAACAUAGCUACGACUAUAACUUUGCCUUUUCGUGAUUGCUCAUAUACUCCUGCACCAGACUCCACGCGAUUUCCGCAAACGGUGCCAUCUGCUGUGCAUACUCGUGGGCCUGGGCACUGCUCGCCUGCCUGAGAGCAUAGCGAGCCGCGAUUCCCUGCAUGAUGACCGCACCCCUAUACGUACUAAAUGCAUCACCCCAGGUCAAAUCUGGUCGCGGGUCCCAGCCCGCUACCUCUGAAUACCACGCUACCAGCUGUUCGCGUGACGGUAGCCCAGGUGUCGCACCAGGCUGGAAACCCUUGUGUGCGCGUCCGAUAGUCAUGGCAGUCUCACUAGACGCCGUCACGUAGGGCUGCAAGACAUUGUUCAGGUCAGAAAGUGGGUGGCCGAUGGUGCUCAUUUCCCAAUCUAGGAUUCCGAUUACACGGGGUUCAGUCUUGUGGAAUACGACGUUGUCGAUCUUGUAAUCGCCGUGGACGAAUGUCGCGCGGUCUUUUGGCUGGGUCUUGGGGUCGCUGAAGAAAGCUACCAUGUCGUCUUGAUGUGGGAUCUUGCCGACUGGCAUUCCUGUCUCCUUGUCCUUUGCUGCAGCCUGCGACUGGGAGAUUGUGUUGAAGGUAGCGAUU